Molecule: messenger RNA, 971 nt
Organism: Ailuropoda melanoleuca (giant panda)
Lineage: Eukaryota; Metazoa; Chordata; Mammalia; Carnivora; Ursidae
Gene: FXYD4
Product: FXYD domain containing ion transport regulator 4
Exons: 12
Coding region: 472-804 (110 amino acids)
Biological process (GO): potassium ion transmembrane transport; regulation of sodium ion transmembrane transporter activity
Cellular component (GO): membrane
Molecular function (GO): sodium channel regulator activity
Source: RefSeq, a predicted model, not a curated record
CGGAGGAGUCGUUUCUGGAUUCCGGAGUCUGCCAGAGAGAGCCAGGCUUUUACUACACAUUCCUGAAGGGAGUGGCUGCCACCGAGACCCAUAUAUACCCAUUCGGAUGAAACAUUGGAGACAACUGAGCGAAGCCUCAGAGGACAGAGAUAACCUCUCCUGGAGUUUUUUCCCUCCUCUACCAGACCCCCUCAAAAUAGAUAAUCUCAGCCUUCUAGUGAUGCUGAUAUUCAGUCCCUCUUGGAAGGACACCCCACACAGAAGUCCUGGAAUCCCCACUGCCAGCACAAGAACCCAGAAACAUCCUGUCCCCCUUCCAGCAACUCUCUGGACCCCUCUUUUAGGACCUAGGUAUUGUUGCCCUGGGCGGAGCUGCUGGGUUUAAAGAGCCGGAACCCACCUGGGUGAACACGGCCCCAGCAGCCUCUCCAGAUCUGCGCCCAGCUCUCAGCCCUGCUGUGCAGCUGUAUCAUGAAGAGAGUGACCCGGGGCCUUCUCCUCACGCUGGCAGGCCUGCCUGCCUUGGAAGCCAAUGACCUGGUUGAUAAAGACAGUCCCUUCUACUAUGUGCUCUUCCCACCAGGUACUAUACCGCGUAUCUAUUUACUGGCUUGUCUUUCUUGUUGCCUGAAAUACUGGGAAAGCCUGCAGCUGGGCGGGAUGAUUUUUGGAGGGCUCCUGUGCAUCGCUGGAAUCUUGAUAGCCCUGAGUGGAAAAUGCAAAUGCAAGUACAAUCAGAAGCACAGCCCCUUACCUGAGAAAGCCAUUCCACUCAUCACUCCAGGCUCUGCUAGUACCUGCUGAGCACAGGACCAGCUUCGUGGCACUGUCGGUAUCAGCUCCCAUGCUGUCCGCUCCCCACCUGAGGGCAUUACCGUCCAAGAUGGCCUUUCUCCCCCAGGGUGGGCCCUUAGGCUCCCUUCGGAUCAGGAGGCUGUCCAAAGCUUGUUUCUAAAUUAAACUGUCUCAUC